AUGUAUAAGAAUAGAAUACCAUUUCAAAAUAAAUCAUGGGUUAUUCAAGGCCUCUACGAUGUGUUAUAUUGCAGACGUGAAAUCUCCUCAUCCUGCUUCGUGCUCAUCUGGUAUGCUUUCCCCGAUGGUGCUUUCAUCAUAGACACUUUCUUGUCUUCUGUCUGCAUUCCUAUGUACCAUGUGUGCUUCGUGCCUGUCGUCAUAAAGACUCACGCUCUCACUCGUAGCCAUGACUCGCGCGUGGUGCUGCUGCUGCUGUGCGCCGUGUCCGCCUUGGCCGAUAAGCCCUCCCCCGCCUACGGGCCCCCCACCCCCCUCCUCCUACGCCCCCCUCCCCCCUCUUACGGCCCCCCUCCAAAGGCCUGUUAUCCCGAGAUCAAGUAUGUGACACGCUAUCAAACGCAGGUCCAGCAGGUACCCGUAUACGAGACAGUGUACCAGCCCCAGAUCGUGCCAACCACUCUGUACCAGACCCAGUACCAAACUAAGUACCAGACACAGGUCCAGACCCACUACAUUCCCCAGUACAUCACCACCACCCAGUACCAGCCCCAGUAUAUCACUCAAACCGCCUACCAGACCCGCUACCAAACAAGAUACCAGACCCAGUACGUCACGCAAACCCAGUAUCAACCCCAGUAUAUCACCGAAACGCUGUACCAAACCCAGUACCGCACCAAGACCCAGGUCCAGUACGAAACCCAGAUCCAGUACCAGCCCCAGUACGUCACCCAGACCCAGUACCAGACCCAGACCCAGUAUCGCACCCAGUACGUGCCCCAGUACAAGACCGUGGUCGAAACGAGGCAGAACUACGUCACCGUCUGCCCCAAGAAGGGCUACUACUGAGAGAACGUUUAGUGAACAAACGGCGUUCUCUCUCUUGUUCAACUCUUCUUUUGUAUGCUGUCUCCUGUUUAUCCAAAACCACAAUAUUCUUUCAUGAUUGAUAUUGCAAAUGAUAUCGAUAUCAAUGCCAUCUAAUUACCUUUUCACACUUUCGAGCAUCCCUCCCAAAGAAAUGUCAUAUUUAUCACAAGUUCAUGUUAUGUUUCCAUCCACUUUCUGUACUUUUCCUCCUAUUACCUCCAUCAUCUUCCAUGAACCGCUAACAGAACUAGCUUUAUUUUUGUAAAAUAUGAUAUAAAAAAAUCACUUCUUACUCUUAUGAA
Penaeus vannamei (Pacific white shrimp) is the source of this 1172-nucleotide messenger RNA. Lineage: Eukaryota; Metazoa; Arthropoda; Malacostraca; Decapoda; Penaeidae. The record is from RefSeq and is a predicted model, not a curated record.